Molecule: messenger RNA, 1213 nt
Organism: Saccoglossus kowalevskii
Lineage: Eukaryota; Metazoa; Hemichordata; Enteropneusta; Harrimaniidae
Product: DNA (cytosine-5-)-methyltransferase
Biological process (GO): DNA methylation-dependent constitutive heterochromatin formation; negative regulation of gene expression via chromosomal CpG island methylation
Cellular component (GO): nucleus
Molecular function (GO): zinc ion binding; DNA (cytosine-5-)-methyltransferase activity; chromatin binding
Source: RefSeq, a predicted model, not a curated record
CAACAACUCAGCUGAUUGCCAUUGGGUCGCCGAGACUGUUCAUUGCUGCAUCAUCUUUUCCUGAGUUUUUGCAAAAAAAUCACUGCUUUUCGAGAUUAAAAUCACUAUGCCGUCAAAGGUGGAUGACUCAAUUCCAGAAGAAGUUCGAGGAAGACUAGCUAAACUACAGAAAGACUAUGAAGCUGGUUCCGUGAAAGACAAGAAUUUUGCUGAACAGAAAUCAGAGCUGCUGUUAGAGUUCCUUCCAGAAACAUUGCAGAAAAGUCUGACAACAUUGAAGGAAGAUUUGAAAGAUGAAUGUUUAACAGAGAAAGGAUACUGCAAGAAAGUGUUGUCGCUGCUUUCACAAUACUUGACAGAUCUUCCUGCAGUGUCUACCAAGAAUGGCUUAAGUGAGUCUAGUCAAUCAGAGAGUGACAGUGGAUGUCAGUCUCAAACUGACCAAUCAACUGAUCAGCCAGAUGGAGACAUCAGUUUUGAAACACCAGAAUGCACCAGCCAAUCAGACAUGUCCAGCAAAGAAACUAGCCAGCCUGAUGAAGCCAGUAGUCAGCUGACUGCAGAUGAAACAAGUCAGUCUGAUAUGGAAACUGACCAACCAGAUGGUAAAGCAAAUGGUCAAUCCAUGAAAAGGAACAAGGGUCGUCCUAAAGGUCCGCAAUUAAAGAAAAAGAAAUCUCCUGCAAGAGGUAAAACUAGCGAUACCUCAGAUGUUGAUGAUACAUCGCCACAAUCGUCAAAGAAAAGCAAGAUUAAGAAGGAUUCUAAGCAGCCUAAUAUUGCAUUAAUGUUUGCAAAAACACCUUCAAAAAGAAAAACAUCUGAGCAAUCUGAUGAAGCAGAGGGAGGAUUUAAUUGUGCCGGUGUAAAAUCGGAACAUCAACACGAGAAGAGGAUGAAAAUUGGGGAUGGAAGUGAAACAUUUGAUGAUGAUGAAGAUGAAAAGAAGUUCAAGAAGGAUUUGCGCCCUAAAACAGAAAAUGAUGAAAUAUCUGCAGUUGCUCCUCCAGUUCGCUGUACUGAAUGCAGACAACUCUUGGAUGAUCCGGACUUGAAAACAUUUCCUGGUGAUCCCGAUGACUCUGUUGAUGAGUUUAUCAUGUUGACUGACCCAAGAUUAUCAUUAUUCACCGGUGAUGAGGAAGAUGUGACUGGAUAUGAAGAUAGACCACAACAUAAAUUAACAAAUUUCAGGUGUGUACAGAGACUAUAA